UAUUUCAGAAUCCUCUCCCCAUCCCCCUCUCUGAUGAAGGGUCUAGGCCCAAAACGUCAGCUUUUGUGCUCCUAAGAUGCUGCUUGGCCUGCUGUGUUCAUCCAGCUUCACUCUUUGUUAUCUUGGAUUCUCCAGCAUCUGAAGUUCCCAUUAUCUUUUAUCUAUGCAUUUUGUUCUACCCAGUUUGAACAUUUGAAUUAGGAGCAGGAGUAGAGCUUUUGGCCCUUUUUGCCUCAUCACCACUAAUCAUAUUUGGGAGGCGAUGGCCCAGUGAUACUGUUUCUGGGCCGUUAAUCCAGAGAACCAGAUAUUGUUCUAGGGACGUGGAUUUGAAUCCCACCAUGGGAGAUGGUGGUAUUUGAAUUCAGUUAAGAUCUGAAAUAGAGUCUAUUGAUGACCAGAAAAACAAAUCUGGUUCACUGAAGUCCUUCAGGGAAGGAAACUGCCAUCCUUACUUGGUUUGGUGUACAUGUGACUCCAGACCCACAGUUGUGUGGUUGGCUGUGGGCAUUUAGAGAUGGACAAUAAAUGCUGCCCAGCUAGCGAUGCCCUCUUCCAGUGAAUGAAUAAAAAAAUUCUGACUGGCCUGAACUCCACAAGCCUUGAUAACUAUCGACUCUCUUGUUAAUCAAGAAUAUUAUCUAAAUCAGCCUUAAAGGAUAAUCAAACGACCCUUUGCUCUUUGAGCAUCAAUGGGACUUUCUUUCACCAAUAUCUGAGGAAGAAAAUUAAUCUUUCCUCCAUCUUAAAUACAAAAUCUUAUACUUAAACAGUUUUCCCUUGUCCCAGGGAAACAUGCUUUCAAAGUCAACCCUGUGAGAUCCUCUUAACGAUCUUGUAUUUCAAGAAAAUCACUUCUGAUUUUUCUGAGCUACAAUGAUUUACAUGCCCAGCUUGUCCAACUUUUCCUCAUAAGAGAAUCCCCAAUCAAGAUAUCAGUCAUGCAUACCUUCUCUGAACUAUGUCUCUGAAAUCGUUGACUCUCUUUUUAAAUAAGGAAACUGCAACAAUAUACAGUAUUCCAGAUGUGGCUUUACCAGUGCUUUACCAUCUGAUACAAAGCAUCCCUACCUGUAUGUUCCAUUUGCAUUACAAUUAAAUAUAUCAUCUCAAUCGCCUUCCUAAUCACUUGCUGAUUUAGGCAAAUUCAGCAUGGACCAUGAUUGAAUGUGAGUUCUUGGAUCUUGUGGCUGAGGUAUGAUCAUCAGUCUAAAAGUAGCUUAACUACAAGGUUUAGUGUAUCUGGGUUUUUCACAUUUGUAUGUUUGCGACUCGUACAAAAGUUAUUUUCUAUUUUUAUUCAUUGAAAACAAAAGUCAUAAAGUAUUUCUUAAAUCUAUAUAAACAGUUCAGGAUCUAUUAUUUGCCAAUAUCUGGCAGAAAGAUUUCUAAUUCAAUGCCAUUAUAUUUAGUAUGCUGUACAAUUGUAGCCUGCAGACGUUUAUCCAUUCUGCAUUCUGGUGCAGACGUGAUCGGCCAAAUGGCUGCUUCCUGUAUCAUAAACAGCUCUGUAAUAUAUACUUGCAACAAAUUUAUUUGCAAUGCCCAAAGAUUGGCCAUCUUUUGAAUUUAAUAACGUUGUACUAAUCUCCUUUGCUGUGUUGGUCAUGUUGUGUUCUACACAAUUGCUGUCUGUUGAUAUUUACCGCUUUAAAGCGGAGGUCCUUGGGAAGUCUAUUUCUGAUUACCAACUUGAGCAGUUCAUUUGUUCUGUUUGGAACAAUUGGUCCUGAAGCAUAGAAACUCACCUAAAUUUUUAAAACAAUGGGUUUUUUUUAUUAAAAUAGUUAAUUGUUAAAAAUCCUCCAGUGCUAAUUUUUAGUUCUUUCUUCUGGCCUGAUUGGAGCAUGUAUACUUGUUCUGGAGUGUUUUGCCCAUUGAAAUUUAUUUUGCUGACUUUGCUGUUUGUUGUAUUGUAACACUUUAUGAUAACAUGGCGAGUUGAAAUGUGUAGAAAGUGUACCUUCUCUCAAUGCGCAUAUUUUUGAUGCCUUCGUUCUUUAGAACUGCAAAGUCUAUAAUUUUUAAAAAAAUCUAGGGAUGUAUAUUAACUAGUUUACAAACAGCCAGUUUUUACUUAAGAGCACGGUGAGGGUCCUGUUUUAAUAAAACUGACCCAUGCUGUGUGUCUGAAUUAUUGUUUUAUAUAUUACACUUGUAGCCCUGCAACAAGAACUCUCUUUUCCUGAGUAGCAUUAAUAGUGUUUAGCAAAUCUGUGACUUCAGAUUUUGCUUCCUAUUGGUGGAAGCACCUUCCCCAAGGCAAAAUAAAAGUUUCGAAUUCAGAAAUGACACAUCUUUCAAAUAGCUCAACAGCCUUGUCUUUCUAGUCCAUUUUAAAAUAAUUUUAAAUAUGAGGGAAGCAAUGACCUAGUGGUGUUAUCACUGGACUGUUAAUCCAGAGACCCACGUUCAAAUCCCCCAUAGCAAAUGGUGGAAUUUGAAUUCAGUAAAACCUGGAAUUAAGAGUCUGAUGAUCAUGAAACCAUUGUCGAUUGUUGAAAAACCCAUCUGAUCUGCUAAUGUCCUUUAGGGACGGAAACUUCCAACCUUGUCUGCACUACAGGUAAUUCCAGACCCACAGCACGCUUUGGGCAAUUAAAGAUGGAUGCCCUCAUCCUGUAAAUGAAUUUUUAAAAAUUGAGAAUGAUGUUAAUUUUUAAAAAAACUUCAAAUAUGGUCUGUGGAUCUAAAGUAUCCAGAGUAGGCCUAUUGGACAUAAAAGCAAAUCAAGGGAGCGAGGGUGAACAGGUAGAGGUUGGUGUGAGGUCUUGUACGUUUUUCUUUACAGUGUGCUGACUGGGCAUUUCUGUACGGUAUAAACUUUGUUUUCUCAAAAGUGUACCCAUUAUGGUUUAAAAAACAAAGUUGGGUUGAUUAGUGGCUCCUUGAUAUCUGACCUAACAGUGGGAGCACAAUUUGAUAUUCUGACUGCAAUUGGAUGGAAUUAGGAUACAGAUGACAGAUUAUUGCAUUUCUUAAACAAGGUGAGUGAUUUUUAAAACUCAGUUUUGGUUAUUACAAUUACAGUUGUAAAACAAUCUUAGUGAUGUGUAGUUCCUGCAUAAAUUACUUACGUCAGUUAAUUAGAACAUUCUUUUCGGCGUUAAAUUUGAAUCUGUAAAGUAUUGGCUUUGUUCAUGAUUUUCAAUGAAACCCUAUUUAAAAUAUUGGCUUUUAUGAAUGUGCCAAUAUUUCCUUUAAAAAAUAGUACCCUAGUAUAAGCUGUCUACAAUAAAUGUAAGGCAAAACAGAUAUCAUUGAAGGGUUUUUAAAUGUGAUUAGCUAUUGAUGGUCUUUGAAGUAUGUUCCCAUGUUUUGUAUUAUAAAUUUAAAUGUGGUUUGAUGUGGGAAAUGGUCAAUUCACAAUGGUGUCAUGCAAGUCCGAGUCGGAUCAAAAUCCUAGAAACUUGCAACAUGGAACAAUGCGUUUCACCAAUUAUGUUUAUAUUGGCACUGUAAAAGUGCCACCAUGUUUAGUUCCACAAUUUUCUUUCAAUAUACAACCCUGUCAGUACUUCAUCAAGUACCUGGCCAACUCACAUUUGCUUAUUGAGUCAGCUGCUGCUGUUGUUUCAGAUUGAGGGUACCAGUUGGUAACAAUGCACUGAAAACCAUUCUCAUCUUACCUCUGUAUCUUUUGCAAAUGAUUUUAACAGUCACUUCAGGUUAUAGCCCACUUUUAUGAAGCAAUAGUUUUAUGUAUCUACUGCGUCAAAACCUCUGCGUUAACCCCAGUUAUUGCUGUUCCAAGGAUAAAAGCCCCAACAUUAGCAACUUACUUUCAUAAUGGAAGUUUCUCAUCCUUAGUAAACUUCGGCUUUACUCUUUCUAAGACUUUUGUAUCCUUCUCAAAAUGUGCUCUGAUGUGUUCAAUGUGCCUGCUGAAGCCUAACGGGUGAUUUAUAAAAUUCUAACAUGAUCAAUUUCCAUAAAACAAUUAUUUUUAAAAGUGCCUUUACUCUGCAUUGAACCUGAUCUUCCAAGGCUUCCGUUUCACUGAGCACUAAUACUUCUAAUUUGUCCAAAGUUUUUUUUAUUGGUGAAUUAAAGUUAAGCAGAUAAGCAGUUGCGCAUAGAUUCUUCAUUUUUCUCCUUCUCUGCUCUUUUCUGCACCUGUCUUAUAUUUUCUGCUUGCAUCUAUAAAAUGCUGACUCUGUUAAUUAGGUACGAGUAUUGUGGUACCCAACUGGGGUGAAGUCAGACAGCAAAUGUCAUCAGACUGUUUGAACACAUUUACUCCUGUUCUUGGCGAUGUCCAAAAGUGCACUUGUUAAUGGAAUUCAAUGCAUAAUAAUCCUGUCUAAUUAUAGUCAUUCGAUUUCAUUUUAUUUCAUUGGAUUAUUGUUUCCCUUUAAAUAGUGAAUAGUAAUUUGAGGAAAAGGCAGGAGAGUGGCACUGAGUCCUGAUGGUUUUUGGAGAGCCAGUGUAGACUCUUUUGGCUGACUCAUUACCUCCUGUAGCGUAACGCUUCUAUGAUAACUCAUUCUCCUAUCAUCACCAAUUUAGUAACACUUUGACCAAUUGGGCAACAUGGUGGCUUAGUGGUUAACAUUACUGCCUCAUCGCGCCAGGGACCUGGGUUAGAUUCCAUCCUUUGGCAACUGUCUGUGUGGUAUUUGCACAUUCACCCCAUGUCUGCAAGGGUUUCCUCCAGGUGAUCCAAUUUCCCCCAACAGUCCAAAGAUGUACAGGUUAAGUGAACUGGCCAUUUUGCUGUCCAGGAUAUGCAGGGCUAGGUGGAUUAGCCAUUGGAAAUGCAGGAUUACAGGGAUAGGGUAGGGGACGGGUUGGUGUGGACUCAAUGAGCCAAAUAGCCUGCUUUCACAUUGUAGUGAGUCUAUGAUUCAACUAGCUCAAGAUUGACACAGAUUAGUACACAUUAUUGUGUUCUGUCUUUAGUGUGAAGGAGUAAUAGUAAAGAAUUUUGCCAACCUUCUUUGGAAGAAGCAAGAUAUGUUGUAGCUAUUGAGAAGCAAGUGAUAACAGUGGAUUGUGAUUUUUCUGUUCCCUUGCACCCACAUUUAAAUCUAUUAAUUUUCAAAGACCACCAGUUCUGUUAUGAAAGCCAUGGAAUUAAUUGCCACAAGCUAGAUGCGUAACAGACUUGCCCUGUUGAGGUAAGUCUGUUAAUAUUUUACUUCCUUUUCAGUUUUAAAUCAUGCUAAUUUGAGGCUUUCUUCUCCAUUUUGAAAAGGUAUUUGCACAGAUAUCUUUAAAAGCAUUACUUAUAGAAUUGUACUUAACACAGCGUGAACUUUCUGCAAGCAGGCUGCUUUUUAAAAAAAAAUCAAAAUAAAGUUUUUCUGUCUGCACCUAAGUGCAAUGCUUCACUAAGGUUUAAUUUUUAAACUUAAAUAUUUAGGUUAUGAGCAUUAUAAUGUCUCCUGUGCAAGUAAAACUAAUGGUAGACACUAUGGUUAAAUCAUUUUUAUUGACUGUGCAAGAACUCAGCUACACCUCUCCUUAAAAUAGCAGUAAAAUUAAUCUCAAUUUAACACUGAGCAGAUGGUAGCUACCAGUUUCCCUGAUCUGGCAUUGAUGCUUAAAGUAUUGUUAGCUACAUAUAAUUUUGAGCUUAUUAGAUGUACGUUUAUAGUAUGAUACUAGCUAUGGAUGUUGUAUGUUGCAAGUUUGCAGUUUGCCCACAGUUUAGCAAAAAUCAAGGUUUUAAAUAUUCACUAACAACAUCUUCAACUUUUAUCUUAACAGCGUAUUCUGAGAAGUUCCUGAUGGUAUGCUUCAAAUCACCGGUGAGAUGGUAAAGGUUAGCCUUUGGCUGAGCAUGGCGGAUAAACAGAAGACCAAGACUGGUUUGCCACUGAGUGGCCCAAGCACUGAUAUAAAUGUAUCUUCCAGCCACACGGUGGGGUAUUUGGGAAAAUUUUCUGAAAAUACCUCACUCAAUCAAGAGCAAUACUGUCCUGCCUGUGUUGCAAAAGGAGAAAAUAAAACUUUGCGCCGAUACUAUAUAAGUUUAGAAGAAUCCAUUCUUCUUUGUGAAAGUCCACAGUGUCUCUUUCCUUUGGGAUGUAAACCAUUGAAUGAGAUCCUCAUUUCACCUACCUUGUCUCGACCAUCCAUUCAUACUACGAAGAGCAUAUCGGGAUCAGUUGCACUAGUUCCUCCGCGUAAGCGGAAUGUGAAACGACAGAAAACUUCUGAUUGUAAUAAUAAAGACUUUUUCAAUGAAUCACGUGAUGUAUUCAAGGAAACAUUUCAACCAGUUGAAACUGACCUAAAUAAAAUAGACAAUUUUGUCCCUUGUUCAGAAAAUGGAAGCAAUCAUAAUGCAGUUAAUUCUAGUGAAAGAAAUGGCAUUGUUAUCCCUGAUAAGGCAGUUGCUGUGGUACCUGAUCAGUUAUAUGGCAAGAGAAAGGAACCACCGACUGAAUCUGAACAUUCUGGUCAGACUACAUUGGAAGUUCCAACUGUGGGGUCACAGGUUGAACAAUUAUUUCUUCAGUGGAAGAACACAUCUGCUCUCUGCUGGCUAGACUGCAUAUUGACAGCUUUGGUCCACUUGAAAGUGCUAAGGAAAUUAAUGCCUGAUCUAGGGACGGAAAUGGAAUCUCCAUUUAAGAAACUGUACACAGAAUAUGAUCAGGCCUGUGACCUGGUAUUUAACUGCCAAAGCUGUUGCAAAGGUAAUGGUUUAUGGAAGAUUCCCCCCAAAAUGCUCGGUCGGAUCGAAUUAAUAUUAAACAGUGUCCGAGAGAGUCUCUUCCAGCUUCUUCAACCAAAAUUGAAAUGUGAAUUGGGAGUCCCCGAUAGCCCAGUCUUUGCUUUUCCACAACUCCUACGGCAGGAUCCAAAGGUUGAGGCGCUGUUCAUGCAAUCAUAUAUUUGGAGCUUUGAAUGCACGAAGUGUGGCUAUAAAUGUGAGGAGAAAUGUCGGAAAACCUUGCUUACAUUUACAAACGUAGUUUCAGAUUGGCACCCACUGAAUGCUGUUCAUAAAGCAACCUGCAAUAAAUGUCAAGAUAAAGAUCAAAAAAGGAAAAUGCUUUUAGAUUGUGUGUCAUCAAUAUAUAUGCUACAUUUUGUUGAUGGUUUACCACAUGCAGACUUGGAUAUUUACAGAUUUGACUUUCAAGGCAACUCAUACAAAAUCUGUACUAUUAUUCAGUAUUUGCAAGUUGUGAAACACUUUGUGACGUGGAUCCAAAAUUCUGAUGGGUCAUGGCUUGAGUGUGACGACUUGAAAGGUUCUAAUAGUUGUUGGCAUUCAGUUUUAAACGUUCCUGCAAAUGAAAUUCACAUUGUCAUCUGGGAAAAGAUUGGCCUUGAAAAUCCAAAACGAAGCAGCAACAUGUUUUCAUUUAGUUAUUCAACCUCUACAACUGUCCCAACCUUUACAAGCAAUGCCACUACCUCUGUGUCACAGCAGCUCUGUGAAACAUCAUUAAAUAGUCCUGUUCAGUUAAGUUCAGUUAAAAAACCAAUGAUCAGUACAUAUCCAGAGACUACACCUAAUGCAAACUGUGUAAAGGCAGGUGAACAAGGCACUUCAAAUAAUAACUUGCUCUCAGGUUUGGAACAUUUGACAGAUGAUGCAGUAGUAACGCUGAAUCUUGUGGAAGUUAAAGUAGACAAUGAGGGGAACCCAGUAGACAAUUCACAAUUCACGUCAAGUGCUGAACAAGACAAUUUGCAGAAUCUGCAGAAAACUCUACAGAAUUCACCUCUUGUGACUCAGGUGGCUGCUGACCAUGAUGUAUCCGUACAAUCUUGUACUGAUUCACAGUAUUUGAAGGACAUUUUCCAACAAAUAAACCGGGCAGCCGUCAUAGAACCUGACAUGCCUCAAAAAAAUGUUUUAGAAUCCAAAGCAUCUUCAUGGCCACCUAGACCAUCUCAGCUACAAGAAAUUGCUGUAGCUGGUGCCUCAUCUGCGGUAUUACGAAAAGAUAAUUUAACAAGUUCAAAUGCCUGUCCUACUCACGAAAGAAAAACUGCAUCCGAUUGUUCAGAAAUGUCUAUACAGUCGAAGGCAAAAGUACAACAGGAAGAUCAGACCAAAAUCCCAGUAUCUGAGAUCUUGAAAAAGUCUACUGUAAAUGGGUCAUCAGCUGAUAUUUCUCAACCUGUAGCAGCUAAAAGAAGCUUUGCUGUAGGUUGGACGAAGAACUUGUUCAACCGUCACCUUUCAACGCUGGCAAGCAAUCAACCUAGAGUAUUGCCUCGAAAUGAAGUUAAAAAUGUUCCCAAAGGCAAUGUUUCAGUAAAAACGUUUGAUCUAAAAUACCCUGUAAAGGAGCGUUUCGAUGGUUUCAAGACCAAAUAUUCCUCAAAACGUGCACAAAGUGUCAAAGAAUUAUCUGUCUGUCAAAAUUCAAAUAUCCCUAAUGCUGCUUGUAUACAAAAUGACAACUAUUUGCCUCAAAAUUCGGGUAACAUGAAGGAGAACUGCAAAGUGUUGUUGCCUAAGACAGUCCCUUCUGGUAUCCAUACAUUAAACAAAACAUUUCUUAAUUCAUCAAAAUGUACUGAUCUCUCAAAAUGCGAAACAAGGACUUGUAAUAUGAAGAGUCAGUGCUCCAGCUCAAGCAAGCAAACAGAACUGAAUUAUGCCAGCUCAAAAGCUCAUAGUCUUCGUCUCAAGUUGCUCAAAAAACUUAAAGACAAAAAAGAUCAGCUAAGUUCACUUGACCAGCUAAUGAAGAUUAAGCAGUUGGGUGAAUUUGAUAACGUAUAUGCUAGUACUUCUAGUCUUGAAGGACAGUUAAAUGUUGCAAACAACGGAAGCGCAAUGUAUGAUGAUGUAUUGAAUGAACUUUGGCGUGAGCUUGGCGUUGAAAAUGAUAAGUCAGUUUAUACAGCCAGUUCAAGUGCUUCAUUGAAUAGUAGCCCAGACCAUGAUGAAUUACUUGCAGAAUUUUUCACCCCAACUACAACUGCUACAGCAUCUAAUUAUGUGCAAAGUAGUGAUUCAUGGCUUUGUGGAAGACCAGCAAACUGUAAACCAAGUAAUGACUGUACCAUAGCUCCAAGCACUGUUAGUGGUGACCACAUAUCACCAGUUUACGAGAGCCCCACAAAGGAGGAAAUGUUAGUAGAUUUAUUGUCCACAUCCACUCUUAACUCUUUAACGGGAGAUCACGAUGAAUUACCUAACUUUGAUGAAAAUCUUUUUGAAAACUGUUAGGAAAUGGUCAUUUUGAUGAGGCAAUGAGGAAAUAUUGUCUCCUUUAAUUUAGUACUUAUUGAGAAAACUGUGUGUCCAGUUUCUUGCAUGUUUAAAAAAGGGUUUUUUUUUAUUUUGAGUCAAAUGAAUGGUUAAUGCAUUCUGUGAAUGUAUUUAACUUGUUUUCGGGUAGUUUGUGGUAUUUGCAAGAUGUGAGGUUGCAAUGACACUACUGAAUAAAAUGUUGGUAAUGCAUGUUUACUACAUGUUGCUGACAUUCUGUUAAGAAAAAAAAGUAAACCAGAUGUUGUUCUUGACAAAUGGAGUUCAAUUUGCAGUCAGUACUUUAAUAUAUUUGUGAAUACCAUAUUUUUGUUAAAAUUAAUUUGAAGUGCAGUUUGUUAAUCCUUAUUCUUAAAAUGCAAAUAUUUAAAUCAUUUGCAAUGAUUAUAUUUUAAAUAUUUUGAAAAUGUUAUUACAGACUAAUAAAAUUGAGUAAAAUCAAAUUAACAGUUUACUGAAAAGAUUGACUAGGUUCAUUAGCAUGAAGCAAUUGAUCUAUUGGAAUAAUUUAAAUCCGUAAUGCCAUCUGAGGUCAGCUACAAUCGACUUCAGUUUGGAUUGUUGUUCCUAUCAUCUAAAUUCAUUCAUUAGAUUCUUAUUCUAUACAUUCUCUGUCAUGUGUACUUUUUACUUAAAUGGAAAAUUGUAAUGAGAAAUAUUUGCCAGUCAUGCAAUAUGGUUUAUAAUCGCUGCAAAUGAUAGUUUUUUCAGUUAAAGUUGUGAAGGGAGCUAGACUUGCAAUUUAAAUUGGCAUAUCAUGUAAGUAAGGGUGAUGUUUUUGAAAUAAAUUCGGUCACUAUUGUGAUAAGUUUGAAAAAAGACAAGAUGCUUGAGACAAACAGACCAAUUAGGACCUGUGGAGGGAAGAUCGUUAUUAAUCUUGUGGGCAGCAGCCUUCUUCAGGGUUCUGUCCAACACAUCAACUGGUUUUCUCUUCAUGGAUGGUUUUUUUUCAGUUUUUUAAAAUUUUCUUUCAGAACUCCAAUGUUUGUAGUUCCUGAUUUAUUUCAUUUUGUAUAAUGCAAAUGUUGUUUCAUGGGUUUUGAAAGUUCAAUGUAGAAAUUCAUGCUGGAAGCUCUAAGAUAUGGCUAUGUUUUGUUAAGUGGCCACAAAGUUAAACUGAUUUAUUUAAGGGAUGUUUUGAUAGCUAAUAAAGUUUACUGUUCUUAAUGUUUGAAGCCUGUAUAAGCCAUGCAUAUUAUGCUGAGAAUUACACUAGUAGAACAUUACUUGAGCCAGACCAUCAACACAAGGUAAAGUAAAUAACAAUUUUAGUGGACUCCUGGUAGCCCACAGUACUUUAUAUACUUUCCAAUGCUCGUGCAAAAUUAUUUGUGGUGUAUUUAGUUUUAGUUUCUCUGACUUAGAAAGUUAUUAACUGUUUGGUCUUUGUACUUUAAAUAAAAAUGUUGUGCUGGUCAUGCGACCAAACAAUAAACUUAUUCCAAUUUACCUAA
This is a messenger RNA of Stegostoma tigrinum, 10647 nucleotides long. RefSeq names its product ubiquitin specific peptidase like 1 (gene uspl1). Gene Ontology annotation, biological process: protein desumoylation; Cajal body organization. Gene Ontology annotation, cellular component: Cajal body. Gene Ontology annotation, molecular function: SUMO binding. NCBI's taxonomy places the organism in Eukaryota, Metazoa, Chordata, Chondrichthyes, Orectolobiformes, Stegostomatidae. The record is from RefSeq and is a predicted model, not a curated record. Bases 5738 to 9148 code for a protein of 1136 amino acids. The transcript is spliced from 8 exons.